CUCGUUACAGGAGGACACCGAGGCCCCUGUGACCAUUCCCUAAAAUACUUCAGCUCAAAAAUCACAGAGCAAAAGCUGCAGGGCACGUGGCUGCCUGCUGGCCGGGGGAAUCUGGAGAAACCAUUCGUAGGCCCGCGUGGCUCCGUCCUGCCCAUGUUCAGCCCUCAGAAUGGCCUUCAUUUGGGUCCCGUUGAGCACAGCCCGCUGAAGCCCCGGGUGGUGACCGUGGUGAAGCUGGGCGCGCAGCCUCUCCGGAAGGUCUCUCUGCUCCUCAAUCGGCGGUCGGUGCAGACGUUUGAGCAGCUCUUAGCCGACAUCUCAGAAGCCCUGGGUUUCCCAAGAUGGAAGCAUGAUCGCGUGAGGAAACUGUUUAACCUGAAGGGCAGGGAAAUCAGGAGUGUCUCAGAUUUUUUCCGGGAAGGAGAUGCUUUCAUAGCCAUGGGCAAAGAGCCACUGACGUUGAAGAGUAUUCAGCUGGCCAUCGAGGAACUGUAUCCUAACAAAAACCGGGCCCUGACGUUGGCCCAGCACAGCCGACUGCCUUCCCCAAGGCUGAGAAGCAGACUUCAUAGCAAGCUACUGAGAGGAGGCCAUCACUGCGGGGAGCCUGAGAGUGGUGGGGAGGCGGCUGGGGGCAAGGUGACCACCAGGCUCCCAGGGAAGGCUUCUGGGGAGCCAGUGCCGGAGGACAAAGCCAGGGCCCAGAAGCGAUGGGUGAGGGGGAAGCCGGACCUGGAAGCUGGAGGCAAGCCACCUAGGGAAACCCUUCUGGAGGAGAGGCAUGCCAGUGGAGAGAAGCACGUAGGGGUGGAGAUUGAAAAGACCUCUGGGGAGAUCAUCAGGUGUGAGAAGUGCCAGAGAGAGCGGGAGCUGCAGAAGGGCCUGCAGCGGGAGAGGCGCUCGCUGGGCACCAGCGAGCUGGACCUGGGAAAGGGCCAUAAGUAUGACUUGGAUAAACUGGUUAGGACCAGAAGCUGCAGGAGGUCUCUGGAGACAAACUCCAUCGACGGGGAGGACGGGCGGAAGGGUGACAGUCAUGGAAGCAGUGCCAAGAAUCCCACCCAAGAGCUUCGGGGAGCCAGCAAGCACACGGACAAGAAAGAGGACAGAGAUCCAGAAGGACAGGAAAGCCAGGGAGCAGCCAAAGCCAAGAAGGACCUCGUGGAAGUUCCACCAGUCACAGAGGAAGGGGCAAGGGACCCGAAGAAAGACACAGGGCACUCUUGUAGGAACAAGCAAGACGUCUGGCUCCUAAGAGAGCAGCAGGCUAAGCCCCCCGAGCAGCUCUCCAGGACCCAAGGGGAAGAAAAGGAGGCAGAGAAGGAAAAGAAGCCAGGCAUAUCAGGAGGGAAAAAGAUGGUUCUCAGAGACAACCCAGCUGCCAAGGUAGAGAAGGAGCCCAAGACAAGACCAGAAGACAACAAGCCAGAGCGGCCCAAUGGCCGGAAGCUAAGGCCUAUGGGUAUCAUUGCAGCCAAUGUGGAGAAGUAUUAUGACACUGGCCGGGUCAUCGGGGAUGGGAACUUCGCCAUUGUGAAAGAGUGCAGACACCGGGAGACCAGGCAGGCUCACGCCAUGAAGAUCAUUGACAAGGCCAAGCUCAAGGGCAAGGAGGACAUAGUGGACAGCGAGAUCUUAAUCAUGCAGAGCCUCUCUCACCCCAACAUAGUGAAAUUGCACGAGGUGUAUGAGACGCAAACGGAAAUCUACCUGAUCAUGGAGUACGUGCAGGGAGGGGACCUUUUCGAUGCCAUCAUAGAGAGUGUGAAGUUCCCAGAGCCCGAGGCCGCCCUCAUGUUCAAGGACUUGUGCAAGGCCCUCGUCCACAUGCACGACAAGAACAUUGUCCACCGGGACCUGAAGCCAGAGAAUCUCUUGAAAGAGCUCCGUGACACCAACGACUGUUCUAUUCGGACAAUUCCCUGA
Dipodomys ordii (Ord's kangaroo rat) is the source of this 1926-nucleotide messenger RNA. RefSeq names its product doublecortin-like kinase 3 (gene Dclk3). NCBI's taxonomy places the organism in Eukaryota, Metazoa, Chordata, Mammalia, Rodentia, Heteromyidae. Gene Ontology annotation, molecular function: protein kinase activity; ATP binding. The record is from RefSeq and is a predicted model, not a curated record. The annotation marks the transcript as partial. The transcript is spliced from 2 exons. Gene Ontology annotation, biological process: protein phosphorylation; intracellular signal transduction.